CGACGAUCAAAAAAGUGGUUGCCCGUCCAAACCGCUUCUCCAAUCCUUCAGUACUACUUUCAUAAUGCCCAUUCACCGUGGUGUCGUCGUUUCCGCCGGUCUUAUGGCGAAGACCAUCAAGGUCAGGGUUGCAACAAGAGUGACGCACCCUAUCGUGAGGAAGGUUAUUACGAAGCACACAAAUUUCUUGGUCCACGACGAGGAACAAACUGGUCAGAUCGGCGAUAUCGUUGAGAUCGCGGAAGGCAAACAAAGAAGCUCCAAGAAGAACUACACGCUCACGAAGAAGAUCCAUGAAGCCAAAUUGCCGGCCCUGCUGGCACAGGCAGCUGCGGAGCAGGCGAACCAGGCGCAACAGGAGAACCAGCCGCAACAGGCGCAACAGGAGAACCAGCCGCAACAGGCGCAACAGGAGAACCAGGCGAAACAGGCGAAACGUGCGAAGCGGGAGAAAUAGGCGAAAUAGGCGAAACAGGCGGAGCCCAAGGCGGCCAACUAGGUGCGCACGGCAGCGGUGUGAUUGUUUCUAUACGAAUUUAGGUUUCAUUGGCGUUUCAUUCGGUUUACUUGGAUAUUUCGAUUUUCGGAGAAUGUACUUUCGAUAAAGCAUAUGCAUUAUGGGUAACAAAAGCGAUACUCUCGACACGAGCGAGGUUUCGCAAUACAAUAUCAAACGAUGCACCUGCAAAUAAUGAGGGAUAUCCGCU
This is a messenger RNA of Saitoella complicata NRRL Y-17804, 707 nucleotides long. RefSeq names its product nucleic acid-binding protein. Gene Ontology annotation, molecular function: structural constituent of ribosome. The coding region runs from base 65 to 457 and encodes 130 amino acids. The record is from RefSeq and is a predicted model, not a curated record. Lineage: Eukaryota; Fungi; Ascomycota; Saitoellomycetes; Saitoellales; Saitoellaceae. Gene Ontology annotation, cellular component: ribosome; mitochondrion. Gene Ontology annotation, biological process: translation. The transcript is spliced from 2 exons.